CGGCUAAGCUCUUCCCGUUGAGCUCCAUCUAUAUACAAACGAGCGUCCAGCAAACAGCUUCUCCUUGGAGAGACAAAAACUGACUGCCAUCCCUUCCUGUGAACCCCGUUCUCUUCCAAUUGUCACUGUCAAAUCGCCCAACAUGGCCUCUCCCCUCAAUGUGUUGAUGGUUGGUACUGGUGAGUACACCACCGGCUUUGUCGGCGGCGGCGCCUCUGGCUCGGACAAGAAGGUUGGUGUUGUUGGACUGUCAAUGUUCGAUCUUCGUCGGCGAGGCAAGGUCGGCAAGCUCGGCAUGGUUGGCGUCAAUGGCACAAAGUUCCCAGCAAUUCGGGAGCAUCUCAACAAGAACAUUACCCAAGUCUACAACAACCUCGACACCUCGUUUGAGUCCUUCCCUGCCGACAAUGCCAAAGACCCGGACUCCUACAAGGCCGCCAUCGACGCCCUCCAGCCCGGUGACGCCAUCACCAUCUUCACCCCCGACACCACCCACUACCCCAUCGCCCUGUACGCCAUUGAGCGCAAGAUCCAUGUCAUGAUCACCAAGCCAGCCGUCAAGGAGCUUGCGCACCACAUCGCCCUCCUCGAGGCCGCCGAGAAGCAUGGCGUGUACGUCUACAUUGAGCACCACAAGCGCUUCGACCCAGCCUACGCGGACGCCAAGCACCGGGCCAAGAAGCUGGGCGACUUCAACUACUUCUAUAGCUACAUGUCGCAACCGAAAAGCCAGCUGCAGACGUUCGCCGCCUGGGCCGGCAUCGACUCGGACAUCUCGUACUACCUAAACAGCCACCACGUCGACAUUUGCGACUCGAUGGUGUCCCAGCUGGGGUACGUGCCCGUCAAAGUGUCGGCUUCGGCCUCCACCGGCGUCGCCGUCAGCCUAGGGUGUCACGAGAAGACCGAGGACACCAUCAGCCUGCUUGUGCACUGGCAGAAGGAAGACGACCCAACCAAGCACGCCACGGGCGUGUACACGGCCUCGUGGACGGCGCCCCAGAAGGCCGGCGUGCACUCUAAUCAGUACUUCCACUACCUGGCGCAGGGCGGCGAGAUCCGCAUCGACCAGGCCAAGCGCGGGUACGACAUCGCGGAGGACUCGGCCGGCCAGUUGAUGUGGUACAACCCGUUUUAUAUGAAGUAUGCGCCCGACGAGGAUGGCAACUUUGCUGGGCAGUCUGGGUAUGGAUAUGUGUCGAUAGAAAAGUUUGUCGAUGGGUGUCGUGCUGUAAAUGCGGGUACGUUGACACCCAAGGAUUUGGAUGCCAAGGGACUGCCGACGCUGAGGAAUACCAUUGCUACUACGGCUAUCUUGGAGGCGGGGAGAAGGAGUAUAGAUGAGAAGAGGGAAGUGAAAAUUGAGAAGAAGGAUGGGCAAUGGAGGCUUGUUUGAUGAUACUUAGUUGUCGGCUAUUAGUUUUGGUCUUUUUUGCCUCAAUUUGACAAAACCAGUGUUGUGCAUUGACAUCCACAUAACUGGUCAUCAAAUCUUGCCCAUCGCAUUCAUAACAGAUAAUCAAACACAUGUGGCUUGGGGUAUAAAACUUGCA
Molecule: messenger RNA, 1553 nt
Organism: Neurospora hispaniola
Lineage: Eukaryota; Fungi; Ascomycota; Sordariomycetes; Sordariales; Sordariaceae
Exons: 3
Coding region: 143-1396 (417 amino acids)
Biological process (GO): NADPH regeneration
Cellular component (GO): cytoplasm
Molecular function (GO): nucleotide binding; oxidoreductase activity
Source: RefSeq, a predicted model, not a curated record